Hansenula anomala is the source of this 744-nucleotide messenger RNA. RefSeq names its product FMN adenylyltransferase (gene FAD1). Gene Ontology annotation, biological process: FAD biosynthetic process. Bases 1 to 744 code for a protein of 247 amino acids. The record is from RefSeq and is a predicted model, not a curated record. Lineage: Eukaryota; Fungi; Ascomycota; Saccharomycetes; Phaffomycetales; Wickerhamomycetaceae. The transcript is spliced from 2 exons. Gene Ontology annotation, molecular function: FMN adenylyltransferase activity.
AUGAAGUUCAGUGAAGUAUGCCAUGAAUCAAAUUUAAUUGUGUCCCGUUUUUUACAGAUCAAUAAUGAUGAAAAUGAUGAUGGUCAAUUAUUGAUAGAGACUCAAGCAAAAGUGCAAGCAUCAUUGGAAGUGCUGGAUGAAGCUUUAGAUAAAUUCAAUUUUGAACAACUUUCAAUAUCUUAUAACGGUGGUAAAGAUUGUUUAGUAAUGUUGAUACUUUAUCUUUCCUCACUCUCCACAAAAUAUUCACCAGAUCAGUUAGAUUCAUUCAAUUCAUUGAAAUCGGUAUAUAUAAAUUAUGAACAACAAUUCCCCGAAUUGAUCAAGUUUAUCAACUAUUCAAAAUCAAAAUAUAAACUUGAUCUAGUUUCCAUAAAUAUGAAAUUAAAACAAGGCUUCACACAAUAUCUUCAAUACCAUCCAGAGAUAAAGGCAAUUAUAGUAGGGACGAGAAGAUCAGAUCCAUUUGCUUCAGAUUUAAAACAUUUCCAAAAAACUGAUCAUGGUUGGCCCGAAUUUAUAAGAAUUCAUCCAGUGAUAAAUUGGCAUUAUGAUGAAAUUUGGUGCUUUAUCCAAAAGACCCAAAUUGAAUAUUGUGAAUUGUAUGAUAAAGGCUUUACAAGUCUUGGUGGGAUUGAUUCCACUAUAAGGAAUCCAAGUUUGAAAUUACAAAAUGGAGAUUAUUUACCUGCCUAUGAACUGAAAGGUGAUGAACGGGAAAGAGAUGGGAGAAAUGUGAAAUAG